Messenger RNA from Tetranychus urticae (two-spotted spider mite), 2513 nucleotides. Its product is annotated as nucleoside diphosphate phosphatase ENTPD5. Gene Ontology annotation, molecular function: hydrolase activity. The record is from RefSeq and is a predicted model, not a curated record. NCBI's taxonomy places the organism in Eukaryota, Metazoa, Arthropoda, Arachnida, Trombidiformes, Tetranychidae.
GCCUGAAGUGCUUGUUUAUUUAUCAUUAACAGUUGAAUGAUACUUGCUAAUGAUUUACAAUUUAUAAAGUUUAACAGCUUUAAAUUUUGCAAACCGUUUGUUACAGUUUCAUUCAUUUUUCUUCUUUUUGAUCAGCUUCUUCUACGCCAUCGUCUUUCUUGAUUGCUUCGUGCUCGCCAAUAAAUCAUCCCUUGCUGUUGAAACCAAUAAUUACUGAUGACCAUCAAAAGUUGCCUGUAAGCUUCAUCUGGACAGUGAACAAUCACAUUUAUUGCUUUUAGUGGGUGGUUAUCGAUUGAAGAAUCCUGAUUUUUGCCCUGGUUUCUCUUGCCAUCCUGAGCAUUUUCACUGUUUACAGUUCCUGAAGACUCCAGAGCGAAGGAAGCUAAAAAGAUAAUUAAGAGGUUAUUGUAUUGAUAAAUUUGAUCCAAGCUGAUAGCUGAUAACUUAACCAUGAUCACUAAAACCCGAUUACGAGCUGAUUCUAAAACAGUUUCUCCAUCACCGCCCCCAACGUCUUUGAUCCAUAGACGUGGCUUCAAAAGUAAUAGCAAUCCAAGCCUUUUGAGCUGUAUACCAAUGGACAUGGUACCAAGAAAUUCAACAGUCUUAACCCUUAUUAUUGUGAUAUCUAUUUAUUUACUGGUCACUCUGAUAACAAUUGGUUUUGGCCCUUUUAAUUUACCUGCAUCAUUCAAGCCUCGUCCAUCAUCGCCAGUAUCGUCUUCAUCGCUAUCGGAUGCCCAACUAGGUGUACGAAGAGUUGAACCCAGAAAUUUUGUUUCUAGUCGAGCAAGUAGACUUACUGAGGCCUCAACCAGUUAUAAAACACAUUCAAUUGUUUUUGAUGCUGGUAGCACCGGUACUAGAAUUCAUGUUUUCACUUUUAGGAUUACAAAUUUGCGAAAUGGUGGUAAAAAGGUUAAAUUAUUAAAUGAAGAUUUCAAACAAGUCAAACCCGGCUUGUCGGCUUAUGCUGAUGAACCCAAAGAAGCAGCUAAUAGUCUUAUACCUUUACUUGAAAUUGCAUUUAAACGUAUACCAGUCAACAAGAGAUCUUCAACUCCUCUAGCUGUCAAAGCAACUGCUGGACUUCGAUUGUUACCUGGCCAUCAAGCUGAAGCCAUUCUUGAAGAGGUUGAUACAUUCCUUCGUGGUUUGGAAUAUCCAUUCAAAAUGGAAUCUAAUUCCUCAGUAUCUAUAAUGGAUGGUGAAGAUGAAGGUGUUUUUGGCUGGUUCACCAUAAAUUUUCUACUGAAUCUCUUAAACAAUGAUCUCAAUUCUGUUGCCCAUCUUGAUCUCGGUGGUGGAUCAACUCAAGUCACUUUCACACCAAUCAGAGAGAAAACUUUGCAAAGGUCUCCUAAAGAUUUUAUUGUUGAACGCAACUUGAUUAGUACUACGAAACAAUUAUACACUCAUUCUUAUCUUGGAUUUGGUCUAAUGUCCUCACGGAAGGGAAUUCUUCACCGAGCCUUGACAAAUGUAACAAAUCAAAUCAGUGAGGAUAACAUCAUCCACGUAAAUCAUCCAUGUUUCCCCGAAAACACCAAAACAAGCUGGGUUUUCGAAGGUCGUACCUAUUUGAUUGAAGGAACUCAAGGAGACUGCUUCAAAAUUGCCCGUGACUAUGUUACCAAUCAAGGUGAACAGCCAAUAUUCCACCAACCUGGUGAACUAUUGAGUAGAGAAAUCUACGCCAUUUCAUAUUAUUAUGACCGUGCCUCAGAUGUAGGGCUAGUCAAUGCGACCCAAAAUGGUGGUUCCCUCAGAGUUAAGGAUUAUUAUCUAGCCGCAAAAAUUUUUUGUGGUCAACAAUUCGACACACUUAAUCCAGAUAGGACUAGACUUGUUGAGGCCGGUCGAUCUGAUGCUCAAUUCAAUUCAAAUUUCAUGGUUUUCAAUGAUGCACCUCUUCUUGGUAUUAAUGGUAUCUACGCUGAAAAUCCCUUCAUUUGUCUCGACCUAGCUUAUAUUACAAAUCUUCUGAACGCAGGAUAUGAUUUGAGUUGGCAAAAAGAAAUCAAUGUUGUUAAAAGAGUCCGAGGUGUUGAAUCGAGCUGGGCUUUAGGAGCUGCUGUUAGCUUGAUUAGGUGACCGUUUCUUCAUUUGGAAUAGCAAAUUGUAAAUUUUUCUUCCUCUUUUCUUUCGUCAGUCUGUUAACUGUAAAUAGUUCCUCAUGCUUAAACCAAAUGCUCAUCGACUCUUAAAUCACUCUGUUAAUAACUAAUCAUAAAAAAAGUCAACCCAACCAAGAAGUGGAAUCAUUCAAUUUAUCUAGAGACAUUUAUAAAAAUAGUUAUGUUUGUUGAUAAACUAUUUCAACUGUGAUGUUUCAAUGAUUUGAAAACAAAAAUAAUAACAAAUUGCCUUCUAUUAUUUGUUAUGAUAUAAUUUGCAAUUAUACAUUUAUAAAUGAUUGUUCAAAUUUGUAAAUUUUCCUUUCCAAUCAGCGGAAAAUAAGAUCAAAUAAGAUAAAAAAAUAAAUGACUUAAAAAGUUGAUUGAAUGAAA